Messenger RNA from Ahaetulla prasina, 9031 nucleotides. RefSeq names its product nuclear receptor subfamily 3 group C member 2 (gene NR3C2). The transcript has 9 exons. The coding region runs from base 2147 to 5119 and encodes 990 amino acids. Gene Ontology annotation, biological process: regulation of DNA-templated transcription. The record is from RefSeq and is a predicted model, not a curated record. Gene Ontology annotation, molecular function: sequence-specific DNA binding; zinc ion binding; DNA-binding transcription factor activity. NCBI's taxonomy places the organism in Eukaryota, Metazoa, Chordata, Lepidosauria, Squamata, Colubridae.
AUUUUAUAGUAUAAAACAGUUCCUUAAUUAUGUGAAGAAUAGAGACUAGGCUGUUAUGACUUUCUUUACUUUGCUUGCUUAUUGUGAUGUGUAUAUGUAUGCAUUUUGUGGUACUCUUUUCAAUCUUGCGCUUUUUCAUAUUGUUAGAUAUUACUUCCAUGGUUUCCUAAUUGUUUUGAAAAACAAUAAUGAAUAACAAAUCUCAAUCAACCAAGGGAGAAUUAUUGCAGAAAUAAGCACAGGAUGCUGCUGCAGGGAUACAAACAAGUACAUUUACCCUAUAAGAAUUCUUACUAAAUAUUGUGGUACAGGUAGUCCUUGACUUACAACAGUUUGUUUAGUGACCAAGUUACAACAGCAUUGAAAAAAUUGACUUAUGACUCUUUUUCACACUUACAACCGUUGCAGCAUCCCCAUUGUCACAUGAUCAAAAUUUUCUUGGCAAUUCUAGUUUCUAUUUAUGAUGGUUGCACUGUCCCGGGGUUAUGUGAUCACCUUUUACGACCUUCUGAAAAGCAAAGUCAAUGGGGAAGCCAGAUUUACUUAACAACCAUUUUGCUAAUUUAACAGCUGCAGAAAUUCAUUUAAAUAACUGCAAGAAGUUGUAAAAUGGGGCAAAAUUCAAUUAAAAACUGUCUCAUUUAACAACAUAACUUUUGACACAAUUGUGGUCAUCAGUCAAAGACUGCCUGUACUCCUCCUGAUUAAUGCAAAUUCUAUGAUUACUACUUAAAGCUCACCAAAAAUUUAAAUAUCAGAUGGACUAAAAAGAUUUUAAAAGUUAGCAAUGGAUUGAUAAACAGCAGAAGCUCAAUUUAGUUUUGAUAACUAUGUAUAUAUUUGGCUAUGGUGAUCAAUGUAUAGGCAACAAGGACUCAUUUCCCAAAAUAUAUCUUCCAUAUCUUUGCUGUAAUACAGAAUGCAUGCUGAUCCCAGUCAAUUUGUAUUCUGCUUUAAUUGUCAGCCGUUUAAAGUAAACUAUUAAUGUUGCGUUGUUUAAACCACAUUUAAAGUUCAAUUGUAUUAAAAAUGUAAAUCAGCAUCUUGCUAUAUUUACAUAUCUUGCUUUUCCAAAUCUUUAUGCUAGUAUUACAGCUAUCCCUAAUGGAUCUCCACUCCUCGACUAAUGCUGCUCCUUGAUUAAAAUAAAAUGUGUGUGAAAGCUUAUGUUUAUAGAUGAUCAAAUCACUCUGACCCACAGAAGGCUUUACAGUAUCUUCUCAAGUGAAUAUAGCUCAAUAAUUUGAGUUCUUAAGACUGUAUCACUGCCUUCAAAUGCAAAUAUAUAUAUAAGCAUUCUGCUUUAGAUAUGGAAGGUCAUGAAUUUGAAGGCAAAGGGUUAAUUGUGAAGGGGUCCUUGGUGCUCUCUGAGCUUGCUUGUUUUCUUGUAGACAUUUCAUUACCCUAACUAGGUAAUAUCAUCAGUGCUAGUAAGGAGUGCUGUUUGCUGUCAGUUUAUAUUCUGGUGACUUGCUUGUCUUUGUGGGUUAAUUGUUAAGGGUUAAUUGUGUUGCCCCACUGCCUGUUGAGUUUACAGGUUUGUUAGGUUGUCCAUAUAGACAUUUAGAUAAGAAUUCAGGAUCCUUCAGAAAGCAAACUUUUUUGAUAUAUAUACUGAGAGUCAGAUUGAUAAAAGCGUUAAAGCACUUAAACAGGGAGUAGUAAGUUCGGCAUAUUCUGGGAGAAAAGGGACAAAUUGUAAUUGCUUGUUUGUGCUUUUGGAAUCCAGUUUGGGACAGCUGCUGCUGAGACACUUGUAUAAAACGGUUGUGUAAAGCGGUUAUUUUCAGUGGUGAGCUGCUGCCAGUUCAGACUGGUUCGGGUGAACCGGUAGUUGUGACCUGUGGGUGGGCCUGCCCACCUGCCCCAGCGCUAUGGCCUCCUAUUUAGCUGUGUUUUUAAGCCAUACAUGUGUGCAAGAGCGUGCAUGAGCAAGCGCAUGCGCAGAAGGCUGUGUACAUACAUGGAAGGUGCACGAGUGACGUGAGCGUGUGGGUGCACGUGUGCACAUUUUCGGUGCUGCGGUGAACCGGUUGUUAAUUCAUGUGUCACCCACCUCUUGUUAUUUUGUUGUUUUGGGUAAUAGCAUUAUUUGAUGCUGAGAAAGGGGCAACUCGGUCAGCAAUAAAGGAUUUCACUAUAAGAUAUGGAGACCAAAGGCUAUCGCAGUUAUUCAAAAAGCCUAGAUAUGGAGAGGCGCUGGAGUCAAGGUUCACAAUCUAUGGAGUACACUCCUAAAGGAGAAGAAGAACAGUCCGAAGAGAGUAAUAACUAUAUGGAGAUUGUAAAUGUGAGCUGUGUUUCUGGCACAUUUCCAAACACCCGUUCUCAAGGAAGCAACAAAGAAAAACCUGAGCUAAUUUCUUGUCUUCAUCCAGAUCAUAGUCAGCCGGCUAUUUUACCUGCUGAUAUAAAAACUGAGAUAGACUCCAAGGAACUUUCUGCAACGGUAGCUGAAUCAAUGGGUUUAUACAUGGAUUCUGUAAGAGAUGUUGAUUUUACCUAUGAUCAGCACAGCCAUCAAGGAAACUUGACUUCUGCAAAGAUGUAUCAAAAUGUGGAGCAAUUAGUAAAACUCUAUAAGGAGAAUGGCCAUCAUACUUCUCCCUUGAACACUCCAAGUAGGUCCUUGAGACCCCUAAUAUCAGACUGUGCAAGCUCUGUGAAUGGUGGCAUUGUACCAUCUAUCAUCAAAAGUCCUAGAGUGUGUCACGAGAAGAAUUCUUCGGAUUGUAGUCCUCAAAGCAUGACUCCUUCAAUAUGCAGCCCUCCUGGAAUUAGUUCUGUAUCAUCAACUACUCCUACUAACUUUGCAAAUUUCACCGUAAAUAGUCCAGUAAACCAGGGAACACCUUUGCCAUGUUCACCUAACAUUGAAAACCGAGGUUCAAUGUUACAUAGUCCUCCACAUACUAGCACUGUAGGAUCUCCUCUUUCUAGUCCUAUAAGUAGCAUGAAAUCACCUAUUUCAAGCCCUCCUAGUCAUUGUAGUGUGAAAUCUCCAGUUUCAAGUCCUAAUAACAUUACAAUGAGAUCUUCAGUAUCCAGUCCGGCAAAUAUGAACUCUAGGUGCUCUAUUGCUAGCCCUUCCAAUGCCAACAAUAGGUCCACUCUUUCUAGUCCUGCAGUAAGCACUGUGGGAUCUUCAAUGUGUAGUCCUGUAAAUGGUGCAGUGACAUUUCCAGCAUCUAGUACAUCGGUUGGACCUGGUGCAACUCAAGACAUGGUUCCUAGUCCAGAUUCAAAAGAGAAUAAAGGUGCUUCUGAAAUUGUAUUUCCUAAAAUAGAGGAAAUAGAAAAUGCCAUCCCUAUCAAUGAAGUAGCUAAUCAGAUGACUGUUGCUCAGUUUAUAAAACCUGAACCAGAUGGGAUAUUUAGUAGCUCAUGUCUUGGAGAAAAUAACAAAAUCAAUUCUGAUUCCCCAUUUUCAGUAUCAAUAAAGCAAGAAUCUGCUAAACAUUCUUGUUCUGGUGCUUCUUUCAAAGGGAAUCACAUUGCAAAUCCCUUUCCAUUUAUGGAUGGAUCGUAUUUUUCUUUCAUGGAUGAUAAAGACUACUAUUCUCUUUCCGGGAUUUUAGGACCACCUGUUUCAUCAUUUGAUGGCACAUGUGAAGCUAGUGUGUUUUCAAAUUCAGGUCUAUCUAUAGGAAUUAAACAGGAGCCUGAAGAGAACAACUAUUAUCAAGAGAGUACUCUACCUUCCUCUGCCAUUGUUGGAGUGAAUUCUGGCGGACAGUCAUUUCACUAUAGGAUUGGUGCUCAAGGCAGAAUAGCUUUAUCACGGCCUGUUGGUAGAGAGCAGCCCUUUCAGCAUAUGAGCUCAUUUCCUCUAGUGGAGUCAUGGAAAUCACAUUCUGAGUUGUCUGGCAGAAGAAGUGAUGGGUAUCCAGUUCUAGAAUACAUUCCAGAAAAUGUAUCAAGUUCAUCAUUGAGAAAUGUUUCAACUGGAUCUUCAAGACCUUCUAAAGUGUGUUUGGUGUGUGGAGAUGAAGCAUCCGGAUGCCAUUAUGGAGUAGUGACAUGUGGCAGUUGCAAAGUCUUCUUUAAGAGAGCAGUGGAAGGUAAAUCCUCAUGGCAGCACAAUUAUUUAUGUGCGGGACGGAAUGACUGUAUAAUUGACAAAAUUAGAAGAAAAAACUGUCCAGCUUGCAGAUUACAAAAGUGUCUUCAAGCUGGAAUGAAUUUAGGAGCCCGGAAGUCGAAAAAAUUGGGCAAGUUAAAAGGUAUCCACGAAGAGCCACCUCAGCAGCAGCAGCAGCAGCCACCACAAAGCCCAGAAGAAGGGGUUACAUAUAUUGCUCCAGCAAAAGAACCUUCUGUGAACACAGCACUUGUUCCUCACUUAUCUGCAGUUUCACCAGCACUUACUCCCUCGCCUGCUAUGGUUCUAGAAAACAUCGAACCUGAAAUUGUAUAUGCAGGAUAUGAUAGUUCAAAACCAGACACAGCAGAACACCUGCUCUCCACUUUAAAUCGUCUUGCUGGCAAGCAGAUGAUUCAGGUGGUAAAAUGGGCAAAGAUCCUCCCAGGAUUUAGAAACUUGCCUCUUGAGGACCAAAUUACUUUAAUACAGUAUUCUUGGAUGUGUCUAUCGUCGUUUGCCUUGAGCUGGAGAUCAUACAGGCAUACAAAUAGCCAGUUUCUUUAUUUUGCUCCUGACUUGGUCUUUAAUGAAGAAAGGAUGCGGCAAUCUGCAAUGUUUGAAUUAUGCCAAGGAAUGCACCAGAUCAGCCUUCAAUUUGUUCGUCUGCAGCUUAGCUUUGAAGAAUACACCAUAAUGAAAGUUUUGUUGCUGUUAAGCACAGUUCCCAAGGAUGGCCUCAAGAGCCAAGCUGCAUUUGAAGAAAUGAGGGCAAAUUACAUUAAAGAACUUAGAAAAAUGGUAACUAAACAUCCAAACAAUUCUGGGCAAAGUUGGCAGCGAUUUUAUCAACUGACAAAGCUCCUGGACUCUAUUCAUGAUCUUGUUAGCGAUUUGCUGGAAUUUUGCUUCUACACCUUCCGAGAGUCUCAAGCACUCAAAGUGGAGUUUCCAGCCAUGCUGGUAGAAAUCAUCAGUGACCAGUUACCCAAAGUGGAAUCUGGGAAUGCCAAGCCCCUCUACUUCCACAGGAAGUGACAGAACAUGUCUUAAUGGAAAAAAAAGUAAACUUUGCCUUAAGUUCCCCUGCGCUAUUCCACACCCAUGAAGGAGUCAAGAAGCCACAUUUAAAGUGCGCUAUUCAAAAUCGUUCAACAGUGUCUCAGUAGUCUAAAGACAAUAUGAAGGUUCGGAGAACGGAAAACAAGCAUCUUAUAUGAACUUGGUAAGACAAAAUAGCCAAGAUGUUUAUGAACACCAGGCCACCCCAAAUACUCCCAGCAUUUAAAAAAAAGAAAAAAGAAAUAUUCCUGUUCCUCUGGAUGAAAAGCCAUAUCUAGUCAAAUAACUCCUUGAUUUUGAUAUAUUAACAGAAGAACAUUUUAAUUAUGUCAUGUAGUUUCUGGUAUUGUUUGCUUGUUUUAAAAGGGUUUAAGAACUAUUAUGAACUUUUAAAAAGCUUACCAUUGGUUUGCACAUAAAUAAAGUCAAUAUGGGGCAUUAAUUCUUGUACUAUACACAAACACACACACAUAUGUAGAAACAAAUCAAAUUCCUGGAUAUGUAACAUAGAUAAUGGAACAUUUUGGUGUGGAAUAAUCUUGGUAUAUUCACUUGCGGCAUUUGUUAUCCCAUGUUAUCCAUCAUAGAUGAUCUACACUGUGUUAAGUGUUCAUUUAUUAUUUAACUUGAAAGGAUAAGAUGUUAAAACAAAUGCCUCAGUUUCAAUUUAUAGUAUAUUGUGCUGGCUUUACCAAUAAUUUUUUGCAGUCUUUUGCUGUACUGUACAAUGCUGUAUGUAUAAAUUGAAGGACCUGAAACAAAUGGUAUAAGGAACUUUUGUAAAUGAGACCUAAAAUCUUUAAUGGUUAAUAGGAUGAAUGGGAAAGUAUUUUUGGAAGAAUUCUAUUUUGCUGGAGACUAUUUAAUUACUCAUUUUUGUCUAAACACGAGGGGUUUUUUUCUUUUUCUUUUUUGUAAAGUGAAUUGUUCUGCAUGCAUAAUGAACCGUUUACAGUGUAUUUAAGAAAGGGAAAGCUGUGCCUUUUUAGCAUCAUAUCUAUCUCACAAUGUCUGUUGUAAAUAAUCACCCGUAAUUGUUUCCAGUUGUUCUUUUUCCAUCCAACUUCCUCAGCAUUUGUCUACUACUUUUUACAUCCUUUGAGCACAAUGAGUCUGCUUCAAGCCUCUUGCUGUGUUUGCAGCUUUAUACACAUUUUAUCUAAGAUAAACGUUAACAGGGAUCGACUCCAUCAAGACAUGAUUUUCUACAUGUUCCAUUAAAGCUAAUAAAGCUGUGCAGAUAAUUGGGUUCCUAUUUCACUGGAGCCUGCUUAAGUCAGCUAUAUGGUGAGUUGUGCCCAGUUUGUUUUUUUUCUCAAAGACUGUCAUCUCGGGAUCAAAUGAGAUUCUGCUCCCCAACCUGUUCACGGUCAUGGUCCUACACAAAGGCAAAUCUAAACAAGACUCUCUCAAACACAUUGCCCUCCAAGUGAAGUUUCAUUAACAGUUCAAAACCCUACAGAGUAUAGUGAUCUGCUCAUUUUGGGGUUGUUUAAUUUUAUAUCAAAAUUGUGGUUAAAGAACUUUGUUUUUCCUUCCUUUGAAAACUGGGAUCAAUGUAUAUUGCCAAAAGUGUGGACCACAAAUCUGAGUAUAUAGGUGGAAAUAAAAAUCAUCCCACAUCCUAGACACAUUUAGAAUGAUAAUAACAAUAGGGGCUAUUUAACGCUAUUUAUUUUUAGGCAAGUCAAUAACUCAGUAACUGUAUAGGAUUGUGAUUUAACUACUCUUAAAAUGAGCCCUAAAAUAGACAAUUUUCAAAAUCUGGAUCUCUCUCAAAACUAUGUUACGGCAACAGUUUCUUUCUUGUGAUGAUCAAUACUAUAUAUCAUAUGAAUAAUUUAAAUAUGUAGCAUAAUUAUUAAAACAACCUACGAUAAUUGAUAUUACAUACAAUAAUUGUCAGUUAUCUUCGUCUAAAACAAAGUCUAGAUAACUUCUUUGAGAAAAAUAAAGGAUCUUUUAGGUUGAAAUCCUAUGUAUAAUUAUUUGAGAAUAAGUCCCAGUGGAAUUAUUUAUGCUUAACACCAUGUAAUUAAUAACCAAAUCUGGGAUCCAAAGGGUUUUUUUAGGCGUGCUUAAAGUUUGGGUAUGUUCCUUGGAACCUGCUGCAAUUAAUAGCAAAUUUAAUGUACAAACUAUUUUUUAAAAGCACUGUUUUAAAAACGGUUAUGGAGCAUACAUAGCAGCCCAAGUAAUUCCUUGGAUCCUAAUAAUUCAUAAAAUUUUUGAAACUUGAACAGGUAUUUGCAUUUCCAUCUUGCCUCCAUAAAAUUUAAAUAAAACCAUUGCAAGUAGAUUUCUCAAACCAGUUUCCCGGUGCAUCCCCAAAUCUCUCUAAGGAUCCUCCUCACCUGAACCAGCUUUAUAGGGGAAGGGAAAAUCUGAUCUGCUGAUCUGCCAGUAUUGUUAAUUCCAGUGGUAGACAAGCAGAACUGAAUUCAAUUCAACUUGAUCUUUUUGAGCCAUACAGUUUUCUGAAUGAGAAUCUAUGGAAACAGAAGAACCAAGAUAUACAUUACACAGCCAUAUAUUGGGUUGAAUCCUGACAAUACUAGCUGAACUUAAUUCCAGCUGAAAUGAAUGCAAUUUAAUAAAUUCAUUUGCAGUUUUGAAACUCAAAAUUCUUUAUCAACUCUUUGGAUUGCACAGCAAUAUGAAACUGAAUUUCUACAGUGACAAAAAUAUAGCAUGCAACAUGAUCGUUUAUAUUAAAUAUCCUUUUUAUUAAGUUUUUUUUAAAAAAAACUUACUGAAAUUGGAAUUUUAAAUUAUCCAGGUUUGUGGUAAAUGAUGCAGCUGUUUUUUUAUUAGCAAAGUUACUAAAUAUUUUUCUAUCUCCAAGUAACUUUGCUUGAUUAAAAUAUUAAAGCCAUAUUGUUUUCUUUUUUUAAAUCCACUGGUAGAUGUCAGUUGUCUGGUUACUCUUAUUUUUUGUACCUUAUUGCAUUUAAUUGUGGUACAAUUCAUAAAUCUCAGAACUGUCAUGAAUAAAACACUAAAUUAGUUUUAAAACAAUUUAUAACUUUAUGCAAAAUAGCUAUCUUUGCAGGAAAAGUAUGCAGAUUAUAAUAAAUUCUUUAAUCACCUGUUCAUGAAACCAUUGAUUAUUGCUUAGAAAUCAUUAAAAUGAACUUCAAAUGAAAGGAAGGUAUCAGGAGUACAUUAUAUUUUAGAAGGAAAUAGAUAUUUGUCUCCUGCAAAAUAAGAUAAACAACUUCAAAAUGUGAAAAUAAUUGUGUUGAUUGAGUGUAAUGAUUUUGUGGCAAUGACUGAAAUUAUACAGCAAGAACACUGUAUUUAUAUAAAUGUAAAAUAGUUUUAAUUUACUGCAGUGUGUAUUUCAAGAAUAAUAUUGCAUUGCAGUGUGUAACCAUUCUGUUGCACAGAACAAAACUGAAAAAGGACUAAAAGCUUGCAAUAUCAAAACCUUAAAAUAAAAUAUACUUUAUAAUCAAUAAUGCAAAAAUCUAAUCACAGGGUGGUAUUUUCACUGACUUUUAGAAACCUUUCGGAAUUUAAACCAUUCUACAUUUAAUGCACUUUUAAUUGUCUAUUAAAGAUGUGACAUUUUUGAUAGAGGGGAGAAAGAAAGAAGGAAGGGUGCAAUUUUAUCUGGCAGAUGACUAACUUGUUAGGUAGCAGUUAUAAUGCCAGGGUUUUCAGAGUAAUGUUUCAAAGUUCAUAGAGCUGAAGAGCACAUUAUACCAAGAACUUAGCACUUGUGCAGGAGUUGUUCUUGGUGGUUGUGUCCUAUUAUUACUGGAUGAAAAAAAAGCAGCCAGCACUACAGUAUAAAACAGCAACAUCUAUGCAUAAUGAUGCAUUAAUAAUUAGGAGCUUGCUUCUGUAUGUUUAAACCUUUUGAAUAAAUACAAAAUUACUGUU